AUGAACAGAACCACCAGCUUCUUCAAGAAACCGUCUUUUUCUCUCUGUUUCAGCUCCUCCUCCUCACACUCCACAACCCAUUUGCCUCUUCGGUCUUCGUACGACCUCACCACCUGCAUUUCCUCUUUGCAAGCAUGUGCUCGCCACAAGAGCCUCAAAAAGGGCAAGCAAAUCCACGCCAACAUGCUCACCAAUGGCUUCCUUCACUCCCCUCUGUCCAUAACCAGCCUCAUCAACAUGUACUCCAAGUGCAACCAAAUGGACGACGCCGUUUCCACCUUCAACUAUCAAUCUCUUGACCACAAUGUGUUUGCUUACAAUGCAGUCAUUGCUGGGUUCAUUGCAAAUGGGCUAGCUAGACAUGGGUUUGAGUUUUACAGAAGAAUGAGGCUGACCGGUGUUGUGCCCGACAAGUUUACGUUUCCGUGUGUGAUCAGAGCUUGUAGUGGGGUUUUGGAGGUUAGGAAGAUUCAUGCGUUGGUGGUUAAAUUUGGGUUGGAGUUGGAUGUUUAUAUUGGUAGCGCUUUGGUGAGUACGUAUUUAAAAUUGGGGUUAAUGGAGGAGGCACAAGAAGUGUUUGAAGAAUUGCCUGUGAAAGAUGUUGUGCUUUGGAAUGCAAUGGUUAAUGGGUUUGCGCAGAUUGGGCGGCUUGAGGAGGCUUUGGUGGUCUUCAGGAUGAUGGGUGAGGAAGGGGUUGUGCCGAGUAGAUUUACAGUAACUGGGGUCUUGUCAAUUUUUGGGGUAAUGGGAGAUUUUGACAAUGGGAGAGCAGUGCAUGGGUUUGCAAUGAAAAUGGGGUAUGAUUCAGGAAUUGAGGUUUUGAAUGCAUUAAUUGACAUGUAUGGGAAAUGCAAGUGUGUUGGAGAUGCCUUGGAGAUUUUUGAGAUGAUGAUUGAGAAGGAUAUAUAUUCAUGGAACUCAAUUAUGGCAGUGCAUGAACAGUGUGGCGAUCUAGAUGGAACUCUGAGGCUUUUUGACAGAAUGUUGAGUGCUGGGGUUCUUCCUGAUUUGGUAACCAUCACGACGGUUCUUCCAGUGUGCUCUCAUCUGGCAGCAUUGAUGCAUGGUAGAGAAAUUCAUGGCUAUAUGAUCAAAAAUGGGUUGGAGAAGGAUGUGAAUGAACAUGUGGAUGAUGUGCAAAUGACGAAUGCAGUCAUGGACAUGUAUGCAAAAUGUGGGAGCAUGAGAAAUGCUUAUAUGAUUUUUGAUAAGAUGAGGAAUAAGGAUGUGGCAUCCUGGAACAUCAUGAUCAAGGGUUAUGGCAUGCACGGCUAUGGCAGCAAGGCAUUAGAUAUGUUCUCUGAUAUGUGUGAGGCCCAAAUCCCGCUUGAUGAGGUAUCAUUUGUUGGGGUUUUGUCUGCGUGCAGCCAUGCAGGCUUAGUGAGAGAAGGUCGUGAGUUCUUGAGACAAAUGAAGUCAAAGUAUGGCAUGGCUCCAACCAUUGAGCAUUAUACCUGCGUGGUUGACAUGCUUGGUCGAGCGGGGCAUCUGCAGGAGGCUUAUGAAUUGGUGCUAGAAAUGCCUAUUGAGACCAAUCCUGUGUUGUGGAGGGCACUACUAGCAGCAUGUAGACUCCACGGGAAUCAGGAUCUCGCAGAGGUUGCUGCACAGAAGGUGAAUGAACUUGAUCCGGGACACUGUGGUAAUUACGUGUUGAUGUCGAAUAUUUAUGUAGAGAAUGGUCGAUACGAGGAGGUAUCAGAAGUUAGACACACAAUGAGGCAACAGAAUGUGAAGAAGACACCAGGCUGUAGCUGGAUUGAGCUGAAGAAUGGUGUGCAUGCUUUUAUAACUGGAGAUAGAGCCCAUCCUAAAGCAAACUUUAUUUAUGCUGAAUUGGACUCAUUGACUGCUCGGCUUCGUGAACAUGGAUAUGUGCCUCAUUUCUAG
Molecule: messenger RNA, 1890 nt
Organism: Prunus armeniaca (apricot)
Lineage: Eukaryota; Viridiplantae; Streptophyta; Magnoliopsida; Rosales; Rosaceae
Source: the annotation of a GenBank genome assembly